AUGAGCGAGGCUUCUGCUGACACCGCUGCAUCAUGCAAAGUUCGCUGGUUUGAGGGCUCAGAGAUUUUCCUAAAUCGGCUGGCUUCACAGCGGACCGAAAGCAAAGACCUUCUUGUUGACCUGACGGCAGAAGACACAGCUAGACCCCUCACAUGCAGCGGAGAGCUGUCGUUGGAAGAUCUUGUGGCUGGACGCGAACUCCAGUCUGUUCUGGUGGCCAGCUAUGGAAUGAACAGGGAGGACGUCCUUACCGUAUUUGGUCACCCGGAGACCUUGACGCUCGUGGACCAGUAUGACAACGUUCGCGAGGAGCCAGGGGUGGAGCAGCUUGUGGGAGAUGGGACGGCAUACUCGGGAUGGACGCUGGUCCGCCCAAUGUUUGAACAGGGUCCAGCAUACAAAGGCAAGCUUCCAAGCGGCGUCAUGCAUCCAAAGCUUCUUCUGCUCGAGUUCGCUGAUCGUCUCAGAGUUGUGGUUUCUUCUGCAAACUUUUCACGUGCUGGAUUUUCAGAGAUUUCCCAGUGUAUUUGGGUCUGCGACUUCUUGAUGUCCGAGCGCAAGACGAAGAGAACCGACUUUGGAGCAUCCCUGUCAGACUUUGUUGACCGCUUGCUCACCAUCAACACUGGCAGCCAAGGUGCAGAUUUGGCUAAGAAAGUUCGUCAGAAGUGGUUGGGCAUUCUUUCGAAGUAUGAUUUGAAGGUGCCAGAAGGCGUCCAUCUGGUUGCCAGUGCUGCAGCAUUUGCUCAGCGAAGCCAGCAGGAAAGGCUCCCGCUGGAGCCAAGUCUGGUACCAAUUCUCAUCCUGCGGCCAGGUCCACCUGGAAGGGAUUUGGGUCUUGAAGUUACAAUGUGUCAGCUGUUGUUUUGGGCAGGUCCGCUCGGGCAAGUGGUUCGACAAGUUUGCCAAGGCUGUCUCAGAUCCUGA
Messenger RNA from Symbiodinium pilosum, 927 nucleotides. Lineage: Eukaryota; Dinophyceae; Suessiales; Symbiodiniaceae. The record is from the annotation of a GenBank genome assembly.